CAUCUUCAAUAUCAACUUCAAUAUCAACUUCGUCACAUUGUCGCAUACCGCUAUCCUCCAUCAAGACGCCAAGAAAUAACACCAUUGGAUUUUAGAGUGUUAUUUGCUUGUUCAUUUGUCCAAUAUGGCAACACAUUUCCGGGGCAUGCAAGUCCAUGCUGUCCCAGAGUCAGAACGCGCAACAGAUGCGAACGGUCGGAAACUGCCCUGGGCAUAUGAGUACGCUGAUGCUGACGGCGUCCAUCCACGGAUACCCGAGGAGCGGGGACCCUUCGGAAAGCCCGUCCAGUCCAAGGCUCGGAGCACGACUCGACGGACCACUCCGGCGAAGAGCAAGGAAGACAAGUUCAAGGAGGAGAACAAAAAGUUCGAGGACGACCUCUUCAAUAGCCUGAAAGACAAGGAGCGGAAAAAGGCGCAGACCAUGGCCGCGCGAGAUCGACGGGCUGCACCACCGAUCACCAAUGUGGCAGCUCCUGGGGUUGUCGAAAGUGCAACGGCUCAGAAUCAGCACGAGAGGACGCAACCAACGAACGGAGAACCCACCGAGGUCGUUCUAUAUGGCUUCCCCCCACAAUUUCAAUACGCGGCGAUCGAGUUCUACGAGCGCGUCUCCAGCGGCAUGAUCUACGAGGACUACGACCGCCACCCACCGAACUCGAAAUACAGCCUCUCCCUCACCGUCGGCCGCGCCCAGAUGCUCCCCAAACUAACCAAUGACGCCCUGCGCAAACGCAACCAAUACCGCGGCGGCGACACUUGGAUCAAAAUCACAUUCAACUCCCGCAACGCCGCCGAGCGGGCCUGCCACUACUCCCCGCACACCAUCCACGGCUACCGCAUCCACGCCGAGCUCUACCGCGGCCACCCCCCCACCGUCCCCGACCUCCCCAUCGCCGCCACCCCGCAAACCACCCACCUCAUCACCCAGAUCUCCCCCUCCAACACCAUCUCCUCAUCCACCGCCGCCUCUGGCACCGCGACCGGCGUCGACCUCAACCCGCACCCUUCGCCCAUGGACGACGUGUUCAUGACCGACGCGCCCUUCGAGCUCCGCGAGCGCCCGACCGACCCCCGACCACGACCCUCCACCGACCCGCCGGCGCCCCCCGCCGACUCCCGCCGCGUGAAGUCCAAACCCGCGCCAAAAACCCGUAUCGAGGGUGCCAAGCGCGCGGUCCUCCGUCCGGCGUCCGAGGCGCUGUUGCCGGCGCGGUCGCGGUGGUAUCGACUGGCGCAGCGACUCCCGAUUAUGAGCUCGUUGGUGGGGAAGGAUCUGAUCGGGGGGGAGGUGCCGCGGUUGGAGGACGGGGGGUUCGAUUGGGGGAAUGCGAGUUUGUAUUGGAAGUUUUGGGCGAGUGUGGAUUGGUGGGUUGGGACAGAUUUUUGUGGGAUUAAGGGGGAUGAUUGAGUGGGUGGAGGGUGAUGGUUUCGGGUGGUGUCAUGGUGCAUUCUGGUUGGCAUUGAUGGGGCGUAAUAUUUUGGUUUGUGAAUAUGGGCUGGAUCGAGGGGUGAAGGGCCUCUGUGUAAUACCCAUAUCGAUAGAUGGAAACGCAAUCUCGAAUCUGUCUAUAAAACGCUGGGCAUUUGCUUGAUCCAGUUGCUUGAAUUCAUUCCAAAAAUCGCCGUCUCUGGCCCUAGACACCUAAAACUCCCCCUUCUAAUCCAAGGACGAGCGUCGGUGUAUCAACACAGUGUAUCGACACAUCAUCCAACGGUUCUGCCCCCCCAAAAUAGGUAAUCACAAAAG
Eremomyces bilateralis CBS 781.70 is the source of this 1750-nucleotide messenger RNA. RefSeq lists its product as uncharacterized. The record is from RefSeq and is a predicted model, not a curated record. NCBI's taxonomy places the organism in Eukaryota, Fungi, Ascomycota, Dothideomycetes, Eremomycetales, Eremomycetaceae. Bases 125 to 1411 code for a protein of 428 amino acids. The transcript is spliced from 2 exons.